GGACCCCAAAAAACAUACUGUGAGACCCCAUUUUUAUGACUUGAUAGGGUCCCUGGGACCCCAUUUUGAAAAUUCAUAGAAUAAUGCAUACAUUUAUCAUUUGUUUACAAAAAAGUGGGACCCCAUUUUGAACAUUCCUAGGAUAAUAAUAUACAUUUAUCAUUUGUUUUAUAAAAAAGUGGGACCCCAAAAAUGUACUGUGGGACCCCAUUUUUAUGACUUGAUAGGGUCCCUGAGACCCGGUUUUGAAAAUUCCUAGCGACAACACUGAUUGGUUCGUGCAAAAAAGGCAGCAGGCAGCUGUGGCCUGCGGGCCGGUUCUAAUACUAAUCAAAUAUCAUCCAUAGAUAAUUCAUUGUGGCCCGCGGGCCCUGACUUGGACACCUAAGGAAUAUCCAUAUUGUAUUUUCAGCUAGCAGAAGUCAAAUAUUUCAGCACAUUUGGCUUUGUGUUCCCUUUUUAGACUAAUUAUUUAAUGAACUGGCAGGUGAUUGUGGAAGUGGAAAAAACAGAAUGAAUGUGCUCCUCUUUCAAUCUAAUUGGAUGAUAAGUGUCCAUGACAAACUCCCCCCCUUCACCCCCCUUACCAGUUCCAUCCAAUCCCACGUGAUCAUCUCUCUGUCCAAUCACAAGGACAAGAGAGGCUUUUUUUAAACCAGGAUGUCAUCUUUUAUGUCAUCAUUGUGUCUGUGGAGGCUCAAGCAAGUUCACCUCCCUCUCAUCACAGGAUACUUCUGGAACUUUUUUUUAAUGUAUUUUGAUGUUGCUGCAUGUUGGUUGUCUGCGGUUGUAUGUAUGGUGAUCCUGCAGGUGUUGGAACUAAGCGCUGAUGGCAGGUGCACAAGAGAGCCGCCAGUCCCCUAAGGACGCCAUCAAGUUCUCCAUCAAGAACCUGCUCAGCAUGGAGGACCACAAGAGCCCAGGCUGCAGGCCCAAAAUCUCCCUGCAGGGCGGCCCGUCCAAGGGGCUUCUGGAGGGAAGCUUCUUCUCCCGGCUCGCCGACUUGUCUCUGCCGGGCUUGGAGCUCCUGCCCCCGCCGCGGCUCGGCCUGUCCGCGGCCCCCUGGUGGUACCCGUACAGCCUCGGUGCUCACCUCAAAGCUGCAGGCUCAGACAAAGAACAAUUGCUGCUGCACGAGAGGCGCACCCCUGACCCCCCCAAGAGUGACCCCAAAGAAGAAAGUGCAGAAGACGACGAAAGCGACCUCGACGAAGCCAAGACGAAGGACCCAGAGGACGACUGGACGAGGAAGCCUCAUGACGACGAUGGCGGCGACCCCUUGGACUCUGCGGACAAGAAGCCGUGCAGGAAGAAGAAGACCCGCACCGUGUUCUCCAGGAGUCAGGUGUUCCAGCUGGAAUCCACCUUCGACAUCAAGCGCUACCUGAGCAGCUCGGAGAGGGCCGGCCUGGCCUCCUCGCUGCGCCUGACCGAGACCCAGGUCAAGAUCUGGUUCCAGAACCGCAGGAACAAGUGGAAGAGGCAGCUGGCCGCAGAGCUGGAGGCGGCCAACCUGAGCCACGCCGCGGCGCAGAGGAUUGUGCGGGUGCCGGUGCUGUACCACGACAACGGAGCACCGGAGAGCGGCGGAAGUCCGGCUGCAGGCUCCCCGGAAGCCAAACGUCUUUUGGCCUUUUCCCACCACAUGUACUAUCCACAUCCGGUCCCUCUACUGAGGCCUGUGUAACACUUUAUAUAUUAUCCUUUAAUGUGCUCUUCCGUGAAUGUUUUUUGGUUUUUUUUGGUAUUUGUCAUGAAAUGCUCCAAAGUACUUGAAUAUAUUUUCAUGUGCAAAAUUGUACAUAAUGUAUUUUUCAGACUCUUGUGCUUGUGUUAUGUCACACUGUGGGAUUUCAUAUUUUGAUAUUUCUUAUAUGGUGCAAUACAACCAUAUUGACGUUAUAUAGGUCACAACCCAAAAUUGAUGUAUAUGCUUUGUAACACAAUGGACAAUCAGUCACCAUCAUUGUAAAUUAAACCAACUAUGAAGCCAAAAAAAAAAGAUAGCGUUUCCCUUAUAUUGUUUCUGAAAUAGACCUUAUGUUGUCCCAAGUAAAAUUGCUCCAAAAAAAUUCUGGAAAAAAUGCAUUAUUGAUAAAGUUUUUUGUUAUUAAAGAU
Entelurus aequoreus (snake pipefish) is the source of this 2118-nucleotide messenger RNA. RefSeq names its product H6 family homeobox 3b (gene hmx3b). Gene Ontology annotation, cellular component: nucleus. Gene Ontology annotation, biological process: regulation of transcription by RNA polymerase II. Gene Ontology annotation, molecular function: RNA polymerase II transcription regulatory region sequence-specific DNA binding; DNA-binding transcription factor activity, RNA polymerase II-specific. Lineage: Eukaryota; Metazoa; Chordata; Actinopteri; Syngnathiformes; Syngnathidae. The record is from RefSeq and is a predicted model, not a curated record.